Anoplophora glabripennis (Asian longhorned beetle) is the source of this 2294-nucleotide messenger RNA. Its product is annotated as zinc finger protein 2. The record is from RefSeq and is a predicted model, not a curated record. NCBI's taxonomy places the organism in Eukaryota, Metazoa, Arthropoda, Insecta, Coleoptera, Cerambycidae. Gene Ontology annotation, biological process: regulation of transcription by RNA polymerase II. The transcript is spliced from 3 exons. Gene Ontology annotation, molecular function: zinc ion binding; RNA polymerase II cis-regulatory region sequence-specific DNA binding; DNA-binding transcription factor activity, RNA polymerase II-specific. The coding region runs from base 315 to 2033 and encodes 572 amino acids. Gene Ontology annotation, cellular component: nucleus.
UGUCUCCCUGCCAUAAAGAUGACAAAAGGUCAAAAUACUAUGAAAAGGAACCCACGGAGGCCCCAGGUACACUAUUCGAACCGGCCGCCAGUAAGACAGCUGCAUACUUCUCCCGGGAGCUCCAACCAAAGGGGGCCACGCGCAAGUCUAGCAGAGACGCCCUUCGUUUGGUCUCAGUUCGAGUCAACACCGAGGCGGUGCCCCACAUAUUUACAAUAUCAUAUAGUGCCGUUGCCAAGCGGAUAUUUAGAAAAAAAACUAAAUACACUACUGCUAGACACCUUUCGAAGUUUUGACCCGUUGAUGGAUGCAAAAUGAACGUGAAUCCGGCGGAAACCUGGCGAAGUUAUGCAACUAUUUGCAGACUGUGCUUGCAGAAAGAUGGGUUCAUGUUGGGCAUAUUCAAUCACAUCCAAGGCAAAGAUAAGAGUAUUUACAAGAAAAUUAUCGAUUGCACUGCACUACAGAUAUCACAUGGAGAUGGUUUGCCCAACGUGAUAUGCCAUCGUUGCUUGUUUAAAAUCGAGUUUUGUUUGGAAUUUAGGCAAUUGUGUUUUAUGUCCGACGCCACUCUUCGGCAAAUCAAUGGAGUUAUUAAUAAGGAAAAUGGAUCUGAACCAAGCAACACCUCACAUUUGCCGUUAUAUGAACAACUAGCAAAUGGUAAUGACGAAGACGUUGUGAUGGUAGUGGACCCAUCAGCCUACGAUUACGAGUCAGAUUAUGAAAGUGACAAAGAGAUACAAAGUGAUAAUGAAAAUGGAGAGACUAAUGACAUAGAACACGAAGGUAGAGGAGUUUCUAUGUGUAAAUUCUGUGAUCACGCAUUCACCGAUAGCACAGAAUGCUUAAACCAUGAAAUAAAUACACACAACAGUGAAACUCCUUAUAGUUGUGGCACUUGUUACAUGAGCUUUGCAGAUCGACUGCUGUUUUCAGCUCACUUGAAAAGUGUCCACAAAAAUGACAAACCCUACAACUGCCCCCAAUGUGAUAGAACGUUUGCUAGAAGGUCGGACCUAAGAAAGCAUACAAUUGUUCAUACUGGAGUCAAACCGUAUACCUGUAAUAUCUGCUACAAGUCGUUCUCUCGAAAUACGAAUUUAUCCAAGCACAUGAGAAUACAUUCAGGAACAAAGCCUUUCGUUUGCCCGAAAUGUCCCAAAACGUUCACCUCUAAAGGUGAUCUUACCAGGCAUGCCAUUAUACAUUCCGGACAGAAACCGUUUAGCUGCAAUUACUGUCAUUUAAGUUUUGGUAGAAGGGAUAAACUUUUAAGGCACGAAAAGAGGCAUUUCCCACAAGAGAACGCUGAAGAUAAGUCGCAAGAGCUGCAAAUGAUGAGGGAGAACCUCUCGAUUUACUCGACCCAAAACAAUGAACACAAUGAUGAAGAGAAACAAGAAGGAUCAGAAAACAUGGUUAUUACUCUGGACCCAUUCAAUCACAACAAUUUUAGUACCGGGGCCACCCCGCAGAGGGAAAACAACUCUGAAACGGAACAUCAAAAUAAUGAGAACGAAACAGUACUCUCCGACCACAUAAAACUGGAAGACUUAGAUGCGGACCCUAAACUAUAUCAACAAGUACCUGAACACAUUACCGGCGAGAGCUUCAGAGGUGACUUACAAGAGUCAGUACCCACCGCAGAGCUCAAACCUUACAAAUGCCCACAGUGCCCCAAACGAUUUUCCAAAAUUGAAAAUUUACACGUUCACGAAAAUAACCAUUCGGGCAUUCGACCAUUCAGUUGUCACAUCUGUAACAAAACUUUCAUAAGGAAGAGGGAAUUAGACAGGCACAUAGCCACCCAUUCCGGUAUGAAACCGUUCAAGUGUCCUCGGUGUAAUAAGGGAUUCGGAAGGAAAGACAAACUCAUCCGACACAUGCGAAUACACGACUUAAAUAAAAACUUCAACUGCACCCUGUGCGGGUCAACAUUCAAUCGAAGAGACAGUCUGCAGCAGCAUAUGAAGACACAUGCAGCCCACGCGGUUAAGGAGGAAGAAGUCGAGAAUAAUUCUUUUACGUAGUACCGACAUAAGUUAUUUUGUUAGAUUUUUACUUUUCCGUUUACUAUAAACCUGUGUGAUGCCUUAUGUAAAUAAACACACUAUCAUGAUAAUGUAGAUUGUACAGAUAUUUUUUCUUUUCAUUUUUGCGAAUUUGUCACAGUACAUACAUUUGAAACUAAUGCUAUAUUUAAAAAGUACAGAGAAAUUCCAAAUUUGAAAAGUUGUACAAAUAUAUUUUAAAACGAUGCAAUUAAAAAGAAUAUCUGUAGCACUUUAAAU